AUGGCUAUACCCGAUACACUGACACCGCCACUGGCCGUCAUCAACCAGGAUGACCAAAGAGGCGUCCUGUGGACUGUCGGAGUGAUAUGUUUUGCCUUCAUCUACCUCACAUUUGCCGUCCGGCUCUUUGUGCGAUGGAGGAGAUUCCAGAUCGACGACUAUGCCAUCCUGGUGGCAUGCGUGCUCAUUCUGGCGGAAGUGGCCGUGUCCUUCGCAGCCGUGGCGAUGGGGUUGGGAACCACGGCCUCGACACUACAAAGUGCAGACCGCAUACGGACUCUUUGGCAGCUAUUCAUGGCCAGCGAAGCAUUCUACGUGCUAGCCACCUGGACCGCAAAGGCCGCCGUGCUUUUGACAGUUCGGGGGCUAUUAUCCAGAGAUGCGAGAAUGCGGAUUGUCUUUCACUUGACACUCGCUGUCGUGGCCGCGCUCGGUCUGGCUUCGCUUCUUGCGGUCAUAGUACAGUGCGGCAGCGGUAGUCUCAUGCCGAAUGUAGACGGGCAUUGUCAUCAGCAACCUCGCUGGAUAGCUGUAGCGAUUGCAGACACUGUCACAGAGAUCUGGGGCUUCUCGCUUUUCUGUAAGAUUGUCUGGUCCCUCCAGAUGAAGUGGAAUUACAAAUGGACUUCAGCGGCCAUUCUUGGCCUUCGGCUCUUCUGCAUCGCAUUCGCGGGUGUCCAUGCGCACUACGUUUCCGCCUUUGAACAGGACCCUAACCCAGCUGUCCGCAUCAUACAGCCACUGGCUUGGCAGCAGGUCGGCCUCACUUGGUCACUGCUGUCCGCCAUGGUCGUGGCUUUGAGACCGUUCCUCAGGGACUUCCACACUGGCUUCGGUAUGGACCUGGCCACAAGAAACGAUAGCACCUAUGGACAUGGGAGUAACAAGUUCUCGCCCAAGGGAUAUCGGCUCAAGGAGCUGUCUGGAGGUCGCCAUACACAAUCAAGAUCUGGCCACAGAGAUGUCAGCAAUGAACCUCCGCCAAAGGGUGAACAGUUCCGGGCAGACGACAUACAAUAUUCAGCAGCAAUUUACCACGGCGCACGGAAACCCAGCGAAGGAAGCACGCAGUCUCACGAGCCCAUCAUCAGACGCGAAGUCGAAUAUACUGUUACAUACGAAACAUCAUGA
Molecule: messenger RNA, 1131 nt
Organism: Fulvia fulva
Lineage: Eukaryota; Fungi; Ascomycota; Dothideomycetes; Mycosphaerellales; Mycosphaerellaceae
Exons: 4
Coding region: 1-1131 (376 amino acids)
Source: RefSeq, a predicted model, not a curated record